AUGCCCCGACUAACCGGCGAAGUACUCCCCACCCCACUCCACCACCACUACCUCCACAGGUCGCCACAGCAAAGCUAACCCAUCCAGGGCGGCGGCCGAAACCCAACCGGCAUCCCCCCCGCAAAAACCGAAUCCGCCCUUCAAGCGCGAAAGACCUUCUACUGUAACCAUCCUUUACCCCCCCCCCCCCCUCCUCUCUACACUUGCCGCUCCCGCACUAACCUGUCCUCAGGCGACCUCUGCAAUAAGGGUUACAGCCGCAGCAACGAGUACGAAGCGCACGAGAAUAGCUACGAUCAUCAGCACAAGAAGCGCUUUCAGGAGAUGAAGGCGAUGCAGCGUGACCCGGUGUCCGCGGAGCGCAGGCGCGAGCGGGAGAGGAAGAGGAUGGAUGAGGGUAUCGCGGUUAUUAAGCCGAUCAAGAUUGAGGAGAAGAGGGCUACCGGCGGGGGGUUCAAGAAGGGGGGGUUCAAGAAUGCGUUUGGGGGGGGUGAGGGGGGUGGGGUUAAGAUGGAGGUUGGAGUUGGGGGGGAUGGAGGGGCCGGGGGGGUGGGAGGGGUUGUGGGGGCGGAGGAGAGUGAUACGGAGGAUGGAGGGGUGGGAGAGGUAUGAUCCUGCGAGACCUACGGAU
This is a messenger RNA of Tuber aestivum (summer truffle), 631 nucleotides long. The record is from the annotation of a GenBank genome assembly. Lineage: Eukaryota; Fungi; Ascomycota; Pezizomycetes; Pezizales; Tuberaceae.